CCCCCCCCUCCUCGGCCGCCUCCCUCCCCCGGCGAUGCCGGCGCUGAGACCCGCGGAGUUGGGGGUUAACCCGGCCGCCCUGGAAUAGAGAGACCCUCCGGAUCGGAGCCGCGGCCCUUCGCUGUCUAUGUCGUGUUGGGAAACCUGGUGGAUUUUUUUCUCGCUCGUGGAGGAAGAGCCCGGUGCUGGCAAGUGGCUUCGUGGUCUUUUUUUGGAGGGCGAAGGAAGGGAAGGGAUCUCGCUCGAGCCGCGCAGGGAGACAGAGAGCUCGGACAUGUGUUGUCAGCACAUCUGGGGAAUACAGGCUGCAAGUCCGAAAGGAAAUUCGCUGGGAUCGUUCAAACUGCGAUAUUGAUCUUUGUUGUUUUUUUUCGCCGAGGGAUGCACUUGGCAUGAGAAUCGGAGGAUGGAAAUUGUUUGGGAGGUGCUUUUUCUUCUGCAAGCGAAUUUCAUCGUCUGCAUUUCAGCUCAACAAAAUUCACCAAAAAUCCAUGAAGGCUGGUGGGCUUACAAGGAGGUGGUCCAGGGAAGCUUUGUUCCAGUUCCCUCAUUUUGGGGUUUGGUGAACUCGGCUUGGAAUCUUUGCUCAGUCGGGAAAAGGCAGUCGCCUGUCAAUAUCGAAACCAGCCAUAUGAUUUUUGACCCCUUCUUAACUCCACUUCGCAUAAACACAGGGGGAAGAAAGGUCAGUGGGACGAUGUAUAACACAGGGAGACACGUAUCUCUACGAUUAGACAAAGAGCACUUGGUCAACAUCUCCGGAGGACCGAUGACGUACAGUCACCGCCUAGAGGAAAUCCGGUUACACUUUGGAAGUGAAGACAGCCAGGGGUCAGAGCACCUACUCAAUGGACAAGCUUUCUCUGGGGAGGUUCAACUAAUCCACUAUAACCACGAGCUGUACACAAAUGUCACAGAAGCUGCAAAGAGUCCUAACGGAUUGGUGGUAGUUUCCAUAUUUAUGAAAGUAUCCGAAUCAUCAAAUCCAUUUCUAAAUCGUAUGCUUAACAGAGACACCAUAACGAGAAUAACGUAUAAAAAUGAUGCGUACUUACUACAGGGGCUUAAUAUUGAGGAACUCUAUCCAGAAACAUCUAGUUUCAUUACGUAUGAUGGGUCGAUGACAAUUCCACCCUGCUAUGAAACAGCAAGCUGGAUAAUCAUGAACAAACCUGUCUACAUAACAAGGAUGCAGAUGCAUUCUUUACGACUGCUAAGCCAGAAUCAGCCAUCACAGAUAUUUCUGAGCAUGAGCGACAAUUUCAGACCAGUCCAGCCUCUCAACAAUCGAUGUAUCCGAACUAAUAUCAACUUUAGUUUACAGGGAAAAGAUUGUCCAAACAAUAGAGCACAGAAACUACAGUAUAGAGUAAAUGAAUGGCUCCUCAAGUAAGUGAAACGGAGCAGGCGGAACCCAUCACCUCAGUGGAAUGCUACUGCUGUGAAUUGAUAUUAUCUAGAAUGCACCCAACCUCACUCUCUUUGGGUUCACGGCAGCAUGUGCAAACCUGUUGUCGGGAGAGAGCUGCCAUGGUGGAAACUCAACUAAAAAUUCAUUCAUAUGAUCAGUGGUAAUUAAAAAAAGCAAAGUAAAAAGACAAUAUUACAGUAAAUGUGAUUACAAUUUUGAUACAGUUUUCCUGAACUAAUCUAGCUUCACAGAAAAAGACUUUUCAGCCUUUGUACAUAUGAAAUUCUUCCUCUUUCCCCCGUCCCUCAAACUAAAAAAAAAAAAAAAAAAUUAAAAAAAUUUAAAAAAAGAAAGACAAAAGGUGGCUCGGUACAGCAUCAAAGUGGAGUUGUGUUCUGUGUGCCAGGUAAUCCUUGGAAAGCUCUCAUUAUCUCACUAUCAUUAAUGGAUACUGACAAGACAGAACGAGACGACUGUAGAGGAAACUUAUUUCUGGGUUAUGAUCUUUCUGUUCAUUUAAUUAUAAAAGGGACAGACUUUGAGAGAGAAGUAUUGUAAAUAGAUCACUGCAGAAUAUAAAGGAAAUUGAAAUAUUUCCCUCCUUGUCACAUAUCUGUAGUAGGAUUUGCCAAAUCAGAACCGACCCAUUUUCUGUUUCUUGUUUUACAACAGGUCAUACGUUGUGUUGGUUACUAUUAACAACUCAAUAAAUGUGUUUAACAAAUUAAUUUAGUAAAGUUGCUUUGAUUUCUUUUUUCCUUUCUGAAAUAAUAAGCCUCUACUACCUGUGGCUGCAUUUUUUGUGCUUUGCUUUUUUUUUUUUUUUCCUUUUUUUCCCCCCUUUUUUUUAAUUAGUUUAUUUGUUUGCAGCCAGUUUAAGUGAAUUAACAGCAAUCGGGAACGCACCUAAAGCUGGUAUAACUUUGACUUCAUUUUAUGAUCCAUCAUUAACAGGAGCUGGGUUCAGAAGCAGAAACACAUCUCGGUUUAAAAUUGGUGUUUUCCCUGCUGACUCCAUUAUUGGGACAAACAAAUUUGAAUCCUGUAAAUCAGUGGUGGAAAGGGAUAUUUUUUUCUUUACAGAUAAAGCAGCUGACCAAGUAAAAGCGAAUGCCUUUUUUUCUUG
Molecule: messenger RNA, 2537 nt
Organism: Cuculus canorus (common cuckoo)
Lineage: Eukaryota; Metazoa; Chordata; Aves; Cuculiformes; Cuculidae
Gene: CA10
Product: carbonic anhydrase 10
Exons: 9
Coding region: 407-1393 (328 amino acids)
Molecular function (GO): carbonate dehydratase activity; zinc ion binding
Source: RefSeq, a predicted model, not a curated record